CAAAACAUCACCCUUCAGUUCAGCAGGUCUCUCGAUCGGCCGAGAACUCGAGCUAGAUGACGAAACCGUCGGCGAUGGCGUGCGCCGCGGCCCUCGGCCUCCUGCUGCUGCUGGCCGCCGCGGCGACGGCGACGGAUGCAGCUGCGGCUGCGGCUGCGGCUGCGGCGGCGGCGGCGGCGUGCAACCCUGGGCAGCUGACGCCGUGCGCGGGUCCGGCGCUGUUCGGCGGCGCGGUGCCGGCGGCGUGCUGCGCGCAGCUGCGGGCGCAGCAGGCGUGCCUGUGCGGGUACGCGCGGAGCCCAAACUACGGGAGCUACAUCCGGAGCCCCAAGGCGGCGCGCCUCUUCGCCGUCUGCAGGCUGCCCAUGCCGCGCUGCGGCUGAGCUCUAGACGCGCGCGCGCCGUGUAAAACCUAUGGGUGGUUAUAUUACUCGUGUCGUGAAUAAAUCCGAGGACGGUUCGUUCAUACGGGGGUUUAUGAACUUGUGGUGCCCUCAAACAAAAUUUGUGGUGGCACACUUGUGGCUUAAUUUGUUUGUUGCGGUUGUUACGAGCACUCCUCCGUACAUUUGUAUGCUUGCAUUAGUUCCGUGCAUAUUGCAUUCAUAGCGUAAUCUUUUGGACGCGCUACAUCUCCUCUAAAUUGUUGAAGUAAAACUGUUUUGUACCCAUCAAGUCCUUGUUAUCAUAACAGUAGUAUAAUAUACUA
This is a messenger RNA of Setaria italica (foxtail millet), 709 nucleotides long. RefSeq names its product probable non-specific lipid-transfer protein 2. Lineage: Eukaryota; Viridiplantae; Streptophyta; Magnoliopsida; Poales; Poaceae. Gene Ontology annotation, biological process: lipid transport. The coding region runs from base 57 to 383 and encodes 108 amino acids. The record is from RefSeq and is a predicted model, not a curated record. The transcript has a single exon.